Messenger RNA from Ixodes scapularis (black-legged tick), 6347 nucleotides. RefSeq names its product multidrug resistance-associated protein 1. Bases 48 to 4793 code for a protein of 1581 amino acids. The transcript has 28 exons. Gene Ontology annotation, molecular function: ABC-type transporter activity; ATP hydrolysis activity; ATP binding. Gene Ontology annotation, biological process: transmembrane transport. Lineage: Eukaryota; Metazoa; Arthropoda; Arachnida; Ixodida; Ixodidae. The record is from RefSeq and is a predicted model, not a curated record. Gene Ontology annotation, cellular component: membrane.
GCGACUGGGGAGCGCACAGCAGCAACACUGGCAGCACGCUUUCGAGCAUGGCGGUGCCGCUCGACGAUUUCUGCGGCUCCAAGUUCUGGGACUUUGACCAGUCAUGGAACACUACAGACCCAGACCUGAGCGUCUGCUUCCAGGACACUAUCCUGGUGUGGGUGCCUUGUGGCUUCCUCUGGCUGUUUGCCCCGCUGGAGACGUACCUGCUCCUCAAGAGCUCCAGCAGACUCAUACCGUGGACCGCGCUCAACAUCGCAAAGCUGUUAAUAACGCUGUCGCUGUUCCUGAUUUCCCUGGCUGAGUUCAGCUAUGCGGGCCACGCCGCUCUUUCGGAAGGGGUGGCCCUGCCCUCUGUCUACUUCUACACACCCUUCCUCAAGCUGGCCACCUUUUUGCUGGCCACCACGAUGUUGCUGGCGGGCAAGAAGCGCGGGAUCCGGUCAUCGGGGACGCUCUUCCUCUUCUGGUUCCUGAUGCUGCUGUGCGGCCUUGUGGCCUACAGGUCGCACCUCAAGCACGCCCUCGCCGCAGACCCAGCCGACGACGACGAGUCGUAUCAUCCGCCCAAUGAGCGUGUGGGGCAGGCGUUUUUCUUUGGCACCUACAUGGCCUACUACCCGCUGGUCCUGGUUCAGUUCCUGCUCAACUGCUUUGCAGACACCAAGCCGGUCUACAGGCAGCACGCCCCAUCUUCGGAAGAGAAAGAGUGUCCGGAGAGCGGGGCCUCGUUCCUGUCUCGGCUGCUGUUCUCGUGGUUCGACUCCCUGGCCUACCAGGGCUUCCGGAAGCCCCUGGAGCCCACAGACCUCUGGACGCUCAACUUCAAGGACCGGACGGACCAGGUGGUGCCCACGUUCGACCGGCACUGGCAGACGGAGGUCUCCCGGGUGGCGUCCACCAAGGAGAGGACGGACGUGGCAGCCAGCUUCCACAACCACGUGAACCACGAGGGGGAGGUAAAGUUCUCCGAGCCGAGCAACAAGUCGGCAAAAGCCAAGCCGUCCCAGCUGAGCAUAGUGCGUGCCCUGGCCAAGACCUUUGGCCCCAUGUUCGUGGCCGGCAGCGUCCUGAAGCUGGGCACCGACACCCUCCAGUUCGUGUCUCCCCAGAUUCUCAGGGCCAUGAUAGGGUUUGUGGGUUCUGGGGAGCCCUUGUGGAAGGGCAUCUUCUACGCCGUGCUGAUGUUUGCCACGGCCACGCUGCAGUCGCUCCUGCUGUCGGCCUACUUCCAGCGCAUGUACAUUGUGGGCAUGCGCAUCCGCACCUGCCUCAUCUCUGCAAUCUACCGCAAGAGCCUGGUGCUGUCCAACGCGGCCAAGAAGGAGUCCACCACGGGGGAGAUAGUGAACCUGAUGUCGAACGACGCCCAGAAGUUCAUGGAGCUGAUGGUGUUCCUGAACAUGCUGUGGUCGGCACCCUUCCAGAUCGCCCUGGCCCUCUAUUUCCUCUGGGACCUGCUAGGGGUGGCCGUGCUCUCCGGCGUGGGCGUCAUGGUGCUCAUGGUGCCCAUCAAUGGCUUCCUCGCCGCCUACUCCAAGAAGCUACAGACGCGCCAGAUGAAGCACAAGGACGAGCGCAUCAAGCUGAUGAACGAGAUCCUGGGGGGCAUGAAGGUGCUCAAGCUGUACGCCUGGGAGAGGUCCUUUGAGAAGCAGGUGCAGGACAUCCGGGAGAAGGAGGUGGCCAACCUCCGCACCAUGGCCUACCUGUCGUCCGUGCUCUCCUUCCUUUGGAACUGCGCCCCUUUCCUGGUGUCCCUGAUGUCCUUCAUGACCUAUGUGCUGAUGAGCAACGAGAAUGUGCUGGGCCCCCAGAAGGCCUUUGUGUCCCUCACGCUCUUCAACAUCCUGCGCUUCCCCCUGUCCAUGCUGCCCAUGCUGAUCUCCAUGCUGGUCCAGGCCAGCGUGUCGGUGAAGAGGAUGAACAAGUACCUCGGCAACGAAGAACUCGAGGAGUACGUCACGCACGAGAAGGAUGACGUCAAUCCGGUGACCGUGGAGUAUGGUUCGUUUGCCUGGACGAGGGACGAGGACCCGGUGCUGAGGGACGUGAACAUCAAGAUCCCCAAGGGCAAGCUGGUCGCACUGGUGGGGCAGGUGGGGGCCGGCAAGUCCUCCCUGCUGUCCGCCCUGCUGGGCGACAUGGAGCGCAUCCAGGGCACCGUGAACAUCCACGGGUCGGUGGCUUACAUUGCCCAGCAGGUGUGGAUCCAGAAUGCGACAGUGCGGGACAACAUCCUGUUCCAGAAACCCAUGGAGCGGGAGCGCUACAACCGCGUCCUGGAGCAGUGCGCACUCCAGUCCGACCUCUCGGUCCUCCCUGGAGGGGACAUGACCGAGAUCGGCGAGAAGGGCAUCAACCUGAGUGGAGGGCAGAAGCAGCGGGUGAGCCUGGCCCGUGCCGUGUACAGCGACACUGACAUCUACUUUCUGGACGACCCCCUGAGCGCCGUCGACUCUCACGUGGGACGGCACAUCUUCGAGAAGGUCAUCGGCCCCAACGGAGCGCUGAAGAACAAGACGCGUGUGCUGGUGACCCACGGCAUCUCGUACCUGCCCCAAGUGGACCACAUCCUGGUGCUGAAGGAUGGCCGAGUGGAGGAGCAGGGCAGCUACAAGGAGCUGCUCAGCCAGAAGGGGGCCUUCGCGGAGGUUCUGUUGCAGUUCCUCCGCGAGGAGAGCCAGGAGGACGAGCUGCUCGACACGGACCCCAACAUAGUGGAGGAGCUCAUCCUGCAAGUGGGCAACCCAGAGAUCAACAGGCAGCUGUCCCUGCGCAAGUCGUCGGAGGAGCUCUCGGUGGCGGAGCGCAAGGAGUUCCUGCGCAGCCUGUCGCGGCAGCUCUCCGAGUCGGCCAGCGUGGAGUCUACGCCCGUGCGGGCGGGCAGCAUGGACCUGUCCAACCGCAAGGGCAGCAACGCCUCCAGCCUGCAGUCCAACCGCACCCUUUCUCGGUCCCGGUCUCGGUCCCAGGCGACACUCAAGGGGGAGAAGGGGGCCGUGGAGGCCGAGCCCACCAAGCUCGUGCAGGCCGAGGUCGCCGAGACCGGACAGGUGAAGUGGCGCGUGUACUUCGCCUACUUCGGGGCCAUCGGGGUUGCCUGGCUGGUCCCCAUUGUGCUGAUGAACGUGGCCUCGAGCGCCUUCUCCCUGGGCUCCAACCUCUGGCUCACGGCCUGGAGCAACGACCCCCCCCUGCCGGACGGCACCCAGGACCUUGGCAAGCGGGACCUCCGGCUCGGGGUGUACGGCGGCCUCGGCCUGGGACAGGGACUGACCAUCCUGUUUGGUUCCCUGGCCCUGUCCCUGGGCAGCCUGAAGGGUGCCAUGUUCCUCCACAACGGGCUGCUGGCCAACAUCCUGCGCUCUCCCAUGGCCUUCUUCGACACCACGCCCCUCGGCCGCGUCGUGAACCGCUUCUCAAAGGACGUGGACACAAUGGACAUCGCCAUCCCGAUGACAGUGCGGGCGUGGCUGAUGUGUGUCCUGCAAGUUGUCUCUACCCUGCUCAUCAUCAGCAUCAGCACUCCCAUCUUCAUGGCCGUGGCCGUGCCCAUCGGUGUCCUCUACUACUUCAUUCAGCUGUUCUACAUUGCCACGUCCCGGCAGCUGAAGCGCCUGGAGUCGGUGACGCGGUCGCCCAUCUACACGCACUUCUCGGAGACCCUCUCGGGCGUGAGCACGAUCCGCGCCUACGGGGCCCAGGAGCGCUUUGUGCUCGAGUCCAACCACCGGGUGGACUACAACCAGAUGUGCUACUACCCGUCCACCAUCUCCAAUCGGUGGUUGGCAGUACGGCUGGAGUUCUGCGGCAACCUGAUCGUCCUGUUUGCCGCCCUCUUCUCCGUCUUUGGGAGCCAAGCCUUGGACGGCGGCACUGUCGGCCUCUCGCUCUCCUACGCUCUGUCGAUAACAGCCACCAUGAAUUGGAUGGUACGCAUGAGCUGCGAGUUUGAGACCAACAUUGUGGCCGUGGAACGUAUCAUGGAGUACACCAGGUCCCCAACCGAGGCUGCCUGGGAGGUGCCAGAAUCCAAGCCGGCGCUGGAUUGGCCCAUGGGAGGCCAGGUUCAGUUUGCAGACUACUCGACGCGCUACCGGGAAGGCAUGGACCUCGUCAUCAAGGACAUCACCGUCUCCAUCAACGCGGGCGAGAAGGUGGGAGUGGUGGGGCGCACUGGAGCGGGCAAGAGCUCGCUGAUGCUGUCGCUGUUCCGCAUCGUGGAGCCCGCCAAGGGCACCAUCUUCAUCGACGGCGUGGACGUCACCAAAAUCGGUCUGCACGACCUGCGCUCCAAGCUCACCAUCAUCCCACAGGACCCUAUUCUGUUUUCUGGGACGCUGCGCACCAACCUAGACCCCUUUGGGGAGAAGAGCGACACGGAGCUGUGGUCUGCCCUGGAGCUCUCACACCUCAAGGCCUUCGUCUCGGGCCUGGACAAGGGCCUUGAGUACCAGGUCGCCGAGGGAGGAGAGAACCUCAGCGUGGGUCAGCGUCAGCUGGUGUGCCUGGCACGAGCGCUGCUGCGCAAGUCCAAGGUGCUCGUCCUGGACGAGGCGACCGCGGCGGUGGACAUGGAGACAGACUCGCUGAUCCAGCAGACGAUCCGCAAGGAGUUCACGGGCUGCACAGUGCUCACCAUCGCCCACCGACUCAACACCAUCAUGGAUUACGACAGGAUCCUGGUGUUGGAGCAAGGACGCGUGGCGGAAUUCGACACUCCCUCCAACCUGCUCGCCAACGAGAGCUCCAUCUUCUACAGCAUGUCAAAGGACGCCGACCUGGCUUGAGUCGGGGCGCCAAUCGCGAUUAGCGUGGUGCCAACUUCACGGACAUUAAUCCCCAAUCCAAGCCAUCGAGCCCACCGGUCGCUCCCUGUUGGUGGAGUGUGCGGAUCUAACGGGCAGCUGGCUCCCCUGCAUCGAAAGCCAGGGCGUACGGGUAGCGUGGGCAUUUCGGGCUCGACUCCCGUGUUCCGUCGACGGACGUUUUCCAUUUGAUGCACCGACACCCGCCGCUCUAACCGCCCAUUCUUUUUGUAUAUUUGAUAUUUAGGUCCCUGUUUCGACUUGAUUUAGGUAACUGUAUCAAAUAUUAUCUCUUUAGGAUCUGCGUGCUUUCACAUUGCGACGGAAAGACCGACAUAUAGGUAUAUAUAUAUCUUAUUGGUGAACCGGUGUUUUAAGUUUGACGAUCAGAUCUGGAAGCUGCAUCUUCGGCAUUUUUGUCCUAGUGAACCUUAGUUUCCAGGGCGACCUUUCGUAAUCCUCGAGGGCAUACUUUCUUUCGGCGCGUAACUCUUCCCAAUCAAGAACUCCCUUUGGUGAAGGUAAUAUUGUAAAUGUGAUCUUUCUAUAUAAAAAAAAAGGGUGUCAAUGAAAAGAAGCUUUUGGCGAACGUGAGCCCUUCACGUAAGUAAUCUCUCUAGGAAUCCGACCUUCCGACGGAGGUAACUUUUUUUGCAAAACUAGACUGCGACAAUGGCGAGGUCUCUGCCAACCUUUGUGCCCUCAAAGCUUUCCUUUGGCGCCCUCCGUAAAAUAUGCUACGGGUUGGAAGCGGUCCGCUCGGUUGUAAAUACUAGCAAGUUUUGCGACUUUCAGUGCACCGCUUCAUUUUCCCCCGAAUCCUGUGUCUGGGGAAGCGACAGUAUUUAGUUGGGCAAGAUCCAUUUGCACCUCGGACUAAUUUAAGUAUCCCUCGGCGAACGUUAUUUAGGUGUCACAAUACGAGGGAUCGUUGCGACGGUUUUUUCGGUGAAUACCAAAGCGGGGAACGAGGUGCGGUCGUCUCGGCGUAGCGAGGUCGCCCGGCCGCUUCGUGGCACCGGCCGCAUGUUUGCAGUUGGGACUUUUCGGCUGAACGCAGUUCGACCUGUGUGAUAUUUCCGUGUACUUUGUACGACAUUGUUAUUAUAAUACGCUCACCCCGAAUUUAGCCGAGAACGUUACUGUUGUUGCAGCCCACGUCCGGGUCAUUUUCGCACUAGUAGUGUUUUUUUUUUUCCCCGAAACAUUUUCAUAACCAUUGGUAGUGCAUUACGUUUUACAUUUUUGCUCCCACCUUAUUUAUAUAUACUUUUCCUCCUUCCCCCUCCAGCCGUGCAUUCGUUUUGUCUGGGUUGGCACCUUUCUUGGAUACUAUACAAACAAAAUGUUGAAACAACGGUGCCACAUUUUUGGGUGGCGGCAAAACAUCCGUCUUUUUGGGGAACGGCUCAUCGGGAGAUUUUGGGGGAGUGCUUUUGCAGGGAGGAUCGACACCACAAGUGCACUUCGAAGACUCUCCAUCACAUUGGUUUGGAGUGGGAGUGAUUUUGUACAAUAAAAACGGAACAAAGUUUU